AUGAUUGAGAAGCUUACCUCACGCUUGGAGAAGCUCAAAAAUACACCAAGCCAAUCGCCAUCACCGUCUACAAUCCCUCCUCCCUCGGCCACUCUUCUCUCUAAGGGGAAGGGCAAGCAAUUGUAUGCCAUUGUGACAAGGAGUGGGAAGACCUUAGAUGAUAGUGCUACGCAUGUUGAAGCUCCUAGCUCUAGGGGUGAGAGUUCUACGGGAAAUGAGUCCUCGGACCGUGAUGAUGCGGAAGAGAAGUCUCGUGUCGACGACAUGAGUGAUGGUGAUAAGUCGAAGGAGACUCCUCUUCCUCCUCUCCCAACUCCUUUUUCCCCCUAUCCCCAUAGACACAAAUGGGAUGUGCAAUUCGCAAAAUUUCUUGUGAUUCUUCGACAAUUGUAUGUCACUAUCCCCUUUAAGGAUGCUUUGAAACAAAUUCCUUCUUAUACGAGAUUUCUCAAGGAAGUCUUGAGUGGGAAGCGAGAUCUUGACGUAAAGGAGACGGAGCUUGAAAUAAGCAAUGCCUUGUGUGAUUUGGGUGCUAGCGUUAGUAUACUACCUUAUUCGGUGUUUGCCAAGCUUGACGUUGGAGAUCUUGUCCCAACCAACAUCACCUUGCAACUUGCCGACCGUUCGGUCAAGUAUCCUAUUGGCAAGGUUGAGGAUGUUCCCCUAGUGGUUGGCGAGCUUACUUUCCUUGUGGAUGUCGUCGUCUUGGACAUUGAUGAGGAUGCCCAUACCCCCCAUUAUCUUGGGGAGGCCAUUUUUGGCCACCGCGGGUGCUCUUAUCGAUGUGCAAGAAGGACUAAUCACUUUGAAAGCGGGAGACGCCAAGGCUAG
This is a messenger RNA of Spinacia oleracea (spinach), 831 nucleotides long. RefSeq lists its product as uncharacterized. Lineage: Eukaryota; Viridiplantae; Streptophyta; Magnoliopsida; Caryophyllales; Amaranthaceae. The transcript is spliced from 3 exons. The record is from RefSeq and is a predicted model, not a curated record. The coding region runs from base 1 to 831 and encodes 276 amino acids.